Epithele typhae is the source of this 978-nucleotide messenger RNA. Its product is annotated as arsenical pump-driving ATPase. Gene Ontology annotation, molecular function: ATP binding; ATP hydrolysis activity. The coding region runs from base 1 to 978 and encodes 325 amino acids. The transcript is spliced from 8 exons. Gene Ontology annotation, biological process: post-translational protein targeting to endoplasmic reticulum membrane. Gene Ontology annotation, cellular component: GET complex. The record is from RefSeq and is a predicted model, not a curated record. NCBI's taxonomy places the organism in Eukaryota, Fungi, Basidiomycota, Agaricomycetes, Polyporales, Epitheliaceae.
AUGGCCGAAGAGAUCCUCGAACCCACUCUUCAAAACAUCCUCGACCAGAAGUCUUUGAAGUGGAUCUUCUGCGGUGGAAAGGGUGGUGUUGGGAAGACCACAACUUCAUGCUCUCUCGCCAUACAGCUUGCUCAGUGCCGUGAAUCUGUGCUCCUCAUUUCCACGGAUCCUGCACACAACCUGUCGGAUGCAUUUGGCCAGAAGUUCUCCAAAGAGGCCACCAAGGUCAAUGGUUUCGAUAACCUCUCCGCUAUGGAAAUCGACCCCACAAGCGCGAUCCAGGAGAUGGUGGAACAAUCGGACUCGAACGGCAUGAUGGGUAGCAUGAUGCAAGACCUCGCAUUCGCAAUCCCUGGUGUAGACGAGGCUAUGAGCUUCGCGGAGAUCAUGAAGCACGUCAAGUCGAUGGAGUACUCUGUUAUUGUCUUCGACACGGCACCAACAGGCCACACCCUACGCUUCCUCUCCUUCCCCACCGUACUUGAGAAGGCUCUUGGCAAGCUCAGCACGCUGAGUGGACGCAUCGGCCCGAUGAUCAGCCAGAUGACGAGCCUCAUGGGAGGUCAAGCCGAUGCACCGGAGGAUAUGUUUGCGAAGCUUGAGUCUAUGCGCGCAAUCAUCACCGAGGUUAACACGCAGUUCAAAGAUCCAGAAAAGACCACCUUCGUCUGCGUGUGCAUUUCCGAGUUCUUGUCGCUCUACGAGACGGAACGGUUGGUGCAGGAGCUUACCGCAUACGAGAUCGACACGCACAACAUCGUCGUCAACCAGCUGCUGUUCCCUAAGCAAAGCUCGAAUUGCGAGCACUGCCAGGUACGGCACAAGAUGCAGCAGAAGUACCUCAAGGAGGCGCACGAACUCUACGACGAGUUCUUCCACAUAGUCCAGCUACCACUACUUACCGAGGAGGUUCGAGGCCCGCAGAAGCUCCAGGAGUUCAGCAAGAUGCUCAUUACGCCAUAUGCGCCGGCCCAGUAG